This is a messenger RNA of Trifolium pratense (red clover), 1423 nucleotides long. RefSeq lists its product as uncharacterized. The record is from RefSeq and is a predicted model, not a curated record. The transcript has a single exon. Lineage: Eukaryota; Viridiplantae; Streptophyta; Magnoliopsida; Fabales; Fabaceae. Bases 213 to 1208 code for a protein of 331 amino acids.
UAAACAUUCCUACUAGAUUUUCCUCUCUCUCUCAUAUCCAAAAUUAGACCGUUACAAAAAUUAAAUCUUUUUCACUUUAUCAACUUCAACAUUGAUGAAGUCAAAGAAUCCCAACAAAAAUUCUCUCACUCAAUCACACUAACAAACACAAAAACACACUCUGAUCAUAAACCUCAAUUUCAACAUUUUCAUCGUCAAAAUCAAUUAUUGUAAUGUCAAAACCAAACCCAAUUCUUCAACCUCUUCUUCAUGCCCUUGAUCCCAUAUCAUUGAUCCUUAACCAAAAUUCAAAUUCAAAUCAACCUUGUCCUCUUACACUCAUCACUGAAGAAGAUAGCUUCAUCAUGGAAAGAGGAAGGAAUUAUAAUGCAUAUGCUGAAUUGAGGGAGAAAAGGUUGCGUAUGAGGUGUUUGAUGCAUGUUCAAGAAGAAAAUUUUGAGAUUGAAUCAACAAAACUUGUUGACCCAUCAAGGAAAUUGGUUAAGUUUGAAGAUGAUUUGGGUUAUGGGAAAAAAGGGUCUUUGGAAAAAGAAGAAAGUUUUGAGAUUGAAUCACAGAAAAUUGUUGCCCCAAUAAAGAAAAAUGUUAACUUUCAAGGUGGGUUUGGUUAUGGGAGAAAAGGGUCUUUGGAACAUGUAGAAAAUUUUGAGAUUGAAACGCAGAAACUUGUUACCUCAACAAGGAAAGAGGUUAGGUUUCAAGGUGGAUUUGGUUAUGGGAGAAAAGGGUCUUUGGAACAAGAAGAAAAAUUUGAGAUUGAACACCAAAAAUUUGUGUCCUCAACAAGGAAAGAGGUUAAGUUUCAAGGUGGAUUGGCUAAUGGGAGAAAAGGGUCUUUUGUUGUUGCUCAAUCUGUGCCUGAUUUCUCUGCUGUAUUGAGGAAAGAGAAUAGGAAGCCGUCGAAUUAUUUGCCUCCGGUGAUGGAGAUGAUGACACCGCCUUCGAAGAGUAGUUUUUCCAAGGAUUAUAAUGAGGUGGUGUCAAGCUCAAGAGGGAGUAAGUCGGAGAGUGCAGGGGAGAAGAAAAAGAAAACGGUUGGUGGUGGCGGCUGCGGUGGUGUUUUGACGGGCAGGAAGAGUUAUGCUAGCUUUGAUGAGCUUAGGAAUUUGUCUUCUGCUACUGCUAUUGCCAUCAAUGGCGAAAGUAGAGGAAGAGGAGGGAAUGGUAGAGUGUUGAGAAAGUCAAUUUCAGUACACAGACAGUUUUGAAUGUGAGGUUUCUUUGAAGUUUGAAUUUUUUUUCAUUGUUUGUUGAAUUUGUUGCUUUGAGAGGCUGUGGUGAUUGUUCUUAUGUUUCUCUUUUGUUUUUCAAUAUUCAUUCUAUUUGAUUUGUUUGAAUUACUUUUGAGGAUUUUACAGUAUUAUGUAAAGCUUUGAUGUAAGUAAUAGUGUUGAUUGCAAUAACACAAAUAUUAUAGGAAAAA